AUGAAGGCCGCCGUCGUCUGCUUCUUGGCUCUCCUGGCUGUCGCCGCCGCCAGUGAGCCGGUCCCAUCCGGAAAGCCGCCGGCUCCAGGGGCUACUUCGGCCGCACCAGCACCCGCUGCAUCGAAGGCACCUGUCCCGGCGUCGCCAGCCCCAGCUUCCAAGGCCCCUGCUCCAUCCGCAGCCGCCCCUGCUGCCACUUCCGCGAAGCCAGCUGGUCGCCGUUCCGUCGAGAACUUCUGCCUGGUAUACGUGGGUUCGGCGGCCACCGUUAACUUGUGCCAUUUCUUUUGGGGUGUCCCUUGUGCUAUUUGGGAGCUCAACGAUAGCUUCGAAGCAGGGAGCCUCGUGUUUGGUUUCGUCGCCAAUGCUUCUGUAUGCUAUAUGUAUACAGCCAGGAUAAUCCUCUCCGUAAAUCGCCUACUUUCUAUUGCAUUUGAUGGUCGUUAUUACCGAUAUCUGGGCAAGGAUAGGACAACUUCACAAUUACCAUUCUUAAUACCGACGAUAUGCGUUAUUCCAAUGCUUAUUCCCGACUGCCACAUGACUUUCCUCACGGAGCCGCUCCUUGUUUUUGAUAGCGCAGGCGGGGACUGCGCGACGGAAUAUGUUUAUUGGCUUACGAUCCCCGCCGGUUACGGUACCAUAGCAACCACUGCACUUUGCGAGCUUAUCGUUUUAAUUUUAUUGGUGAAGAGGCAGGCGAGCAUCCCGGGUCGGCAGAGUCAACAUGGUCUGCGGAGGCAGUUCAGAUUUGCCGGGCAGCUGGUGACUCAUACCCUGUCUUCAAUGCUACUUACCGUGCUUUCAAAUAUUGCAUAUGGUGGUGGCGAGGACAUAUUUUCUACGUUUUUAUUGUUUACGGCUAGCUGGCAGGCUAGUUGCUUGUGCGCUUGCUCUCUCUACAUUGUUUUCCAUGCGAAUUCCCUACGACGUCCCCGUAUCGUUCAGCUCAGCCGCGUGACCGGAUCGAUCCUUGGCUAUCCGGCUGAAAGAAGUGCCUUUACCGUGACUUCA
Molecule: messenger RNA, 1014 nt
Organism: Mesorhabditis spiculigera
Lineage: Eukaryota; Metazoa; Nematoda; Chromadorea; Rhabditida; Rhabditidae
Source: the annotation of a GenBank genome assembly